UCCAAGUAAUCCUUCCAUGGAAAAUUAAUUGAAAAUAAAUUCAGUAAAAAAUAUAAAUAAUUCAAACAAAUUUUUCUAUUGGUCUAGCAAAUAAUUAAUAAAUUAUAUACCCAUAAUCGGGUUGAAAAAUCGAACACCAUCCACACAACCCGCUACGGGAAUCGUGUGGAUGGUUGAUCCCGGGAUAAUUUAAUUAAACGAUAUCGAGAAUAGGAUUCGAUUUUUAAUUUCUCCAAAUAUAAAAUCGCUUUUACACUUCGCCAUGGAGGCCCGCGCUUCGGUCUGCGAUGCUACCGCACCGGUUCCUGACGUCGCUGCACCGGUCCAUAACGCCAUUGCCGUCCACCUCGCUGCCGCACCGGUCCUGUACGCUGCCGCACCGGUACAGAACGCCGCCGCUCCGGUCCACGAUGCCAUUGCCGUCCACCACGCUGCCGCACCGGUCCAGGACGAUGCCGCACCGGUCCAGGAUGCCGCCGCUCUGGUCCACGACGCCGAUGAUGCUGUCGAGGAGUUUCCGGCCGAUGCUGUCAUCGCGGCGAAGGUGAACGCGUACCUGCUGACCAAGUCGACGGAUGCGGCGAUCCUGGAAUUCGAUGGGAUCAAGAUGCCGGCAAUCCCGAUUACCGAACUGCUGCUGCAGUUCACCAACAUCCGUUCGAUUUCGGCCGAGAACUGCGGCCUGCGUUCGUUGGAUACGUUGCCGUGCAAGGACCUCCUGGAAACCUUGCACCUGGAUGACAACGAGCUCGCCGGCAACGCCCUCCUGGCGCUGCGCCCGUGUAUCAAGUUGACGGAAAUCCAUCUGAAGGGGAACGGCUUCACUAGCGCGGAGCAAUUCGCUCCUCUGCGCAAGUUGCCGCUGGAGUGGGUCGACGUCAGCUUUAAUCCGGUGACUCACUGCUCCUCGCUGCAGGAGGCGAUGGAGCUACUGUUCCCCCGGGCCCACACCGUAGUCGUCACCAGUAUCCUGGACCUGAUGGCAGACGAGAGCGCACUGGAGGAGAGCGACGACGAGGACGAAGAAGAAAUGGAUACCGAUACCGAAGAAAGCGACUUCGAGGAGGAAAGCGAGAAGGAUUCGGUGGAAAUGGCGGCAGCAGUGCGUGCACUGGAAGAAGCUGUUUGCAGAUCCAGACUGGGAGCUGGGAUCGGAAGCGGGAUCCGACAGCGAGGUGGAGGCGUUUUCCGAUUCGGAUAUGGACGAUAGCUUUGAAUAGAUGGUUUUCUUCUUUGAAAGUGUCUGCAUUUAUGUGGUUUGGUCUGACAGCAAUAAAGUGACACUCGUUCUGCGCUUUACAUUCAUUAUUCUCAUUGUAGUUUCAUACGAA
Molecule: messenger RNA, 1331 nt
Organism: Paramacrobiotus metropolitanus
Lineage: Eukaryota; Metazoa; Tardigrada; Eutardigrada; Parachela; Macrobiotidae
Product: acidic leucine-rich nuclear phosphoprotein 32 family member A-like
Exons: 4
Coding region: 263-1210 (315 amino acids)
Cellular component (GO): nucleus
Molecular function (GO): histone binding
Source: RefSeq, a predicted model, not a curated record